AGAGCCUCUCACGGUAGCAGCACACACACACAUCUACAAAGACUCAAGCUUGGAGAGAGGGAAGAAUUAACCCCUUAGCACCUUCCUCUUCCUCUUUUAUUGUACCUGUAUUGUUGUUUUAGGACAUGGAGCGUCAUACCGCCCGCUGUUUCUACCGCACCCCACUGGAUGAGGAGAGGCACCAGAUGCUCAACCUCAACAGCCGCCUGGGGACCUACCUGGGCCGAGUCCGGUUGCUGGAGGAGGAGAACGAGGUCCUCCGCCAGGAGGUCCAGCGCCUGAGGCACAACGGGAAGGGGGACGCCUCGCGCAGGGAGGAAUUGGAGGACGAGCUGCAUGGAGCGAGACUGGAGGUGGAGGUGGCUUGGAGGAAGAAGGUCCAAGUGGAGAUGGAGAUAGCGAGCCUGGGCGAGGAGCUCCGAGGCCUGAGCCUGCAGAGGCAGAAGGUCGCAGAUGCCCACGGGGAGGCUAGGAAGAGGCUGGUGGACAGCGAAAAAGAGAUGGAGGAAGAGAGAAGGGCUCAGAUUUGGCUGAAGGAGAAGGUCAGACAAUUUGAGAUGGAGCUCAAUUCCCAGACACAAAUCCACGAAGAGGACGUAGCGUACUUGCACGCGACGCUAGCCCAUGACAGACCCACACCGUCGCCCAUGCCAGCCCAAGUGGAAUCCCAGCUGCUGGGGCUCCUGGACCUGGGGGAUGGCUACUCCCAGACGGCUGCCAGAGCGUGGGAGGAAGCGACCGAGGCGUAUGAGGCUCAGGUGGCACGUCUGGAGGAGUCACUGAGUCAAGCUUCGACCCGAUUGGCACAGGUGGGCCAAGAGAAGAAUGACAGCCAGAUGAAGCUUCAGGCCCUGGAAAUAGAACUAGCCUCAUCCCAGGAUUUAAAGCAAUACCUGGAGAAGAGAGUGGUCCAACAAAGACACCAGCAGAACCAAGAGUUCCAACAACUCCAGGCUCAUCUGGAAGUGUUGGAAGUGGAGAAGGUGGAGCUGGGACAACAGAUCGAUGAGUUGCUGAUGAACAGCAGAAGCCUGCUGCAGAUGAAGAUGUCACUAGGGCUGGAGGUGGUCACGUACAGAGCUUUACUGGACAGUGAAAGCCUUAAAGUGGAAGUUGUGAAACAUCAACCUAGGAGUGUUUGCAACAUGGAUCCUAGACCCAGUCCUCGAGGGGUUAAGCAAAGCUCACAGAUUCAGACAUUAUCUAGUCACAGAAACGGGGCUUUAUCAUCAAUUCCGGCAGCACCCCAUAGAUCCAAGACUAAUAUCAUUUCUAUAACAUCUAUCUCUAAUCCAAAAAGUGUGACGUGCAGUAAAACACACAAGAGUUCUCUGAAGGCAAAGGAAGAGCAGGUUGAUGUUAGCAAACCAGCCUAUGGGAGGUCAGCUUACCCAAAAGUCUUAGAAGGUUCUGUCCAAUUCAGGCCCCAAACAGUCAGUAAAGAAGUCAGCUACAAUGAACCGCUGUCUUCGCCCAAUGAGCAAGAGAUAGAGGUUGAUGUCAAAUCGGCCCGAUCUGACCGGAACAAACCCCUUACACAGGACAGAAAGGAGGGGGAAAACUGGAACAGUGAUGGGCUGUCCCCAGUAAAACAGUCUAUCAGUCACCUGGUUCAACUAACUGAGAAACCAAUCUUUAGUGAUGAUGCUGAAGAACGUACUAAGCCCAGAGAAAUCCUUGAAACAGAGUGUCCUGUUACAAAGCCAAAGGGGCCUUUUUCCUUUCCAGAGGACAUUUUGAAUGAGGUAACUCCCAAGGUGCCUGGUGAAAAAGAAGGACCUCAACUUGACCUUCCAGUUUCUUCCAUACAUGCAUGGCACGAAGGUCCUGGAACAGAGAGCGAAGAAGCAGCAUGGAUGAAUGAUGAAAGCUCAGGAUCUGAAACUGAAGCAGUGAUGGAACCAACACUUGAGACCAGCACAAGCAGUCCAGCCUCUGUGAGUCAGACAGAGGAAACCAUGUUCAACCAGCCAACAGAACUGCAUGAGGAGUUCCAUUAUGAGGAGACAGGACCUAUGGGCCUAACAGAGGCCAGUAAAGAAUGUAAAGGGUCUUGGAAACACGAGGAACAUUUGGAAGACAAAGUUUAUUCGGAUGGGGAUGAAAUGGAUACAUGGGAUCAAGUAAUGGAAAGAAACGUCCCUGGGAAGAAAGAAAACAUGGAUGUUGAAAAUGAUGAAAGGGAAACGCAACAUAUCACUCCGGGAGCGUACGUGUCUGCAGAGCAGGAGGAACGAGAAAUGAAGAAUGUGGUUGACUCAUUAAUACACGACGACUCUCAUAUGACCCUGAAACUCACGGACACCGAUCAAGAUGAGGAAAAAGACUCUGAGAAAGCAAAUGACGACGACUCUCCAAAUGCCUCUAGUUCAUGGAGGACUGAGCUGGAAUGUGACAGCUAUGCACAGGAUAACACACUGGCCGACACGCGGCCUCUGAUUCGCUACAAGAGUGACGAGACAGAUGCCAACACUCAGGCCUCACACAUUGAAGAGAGCGAGUCCAGUGACUAUGAUGAAGGCCGGAAGAUCGGGGAGGCAGGGACUGAUGCCUGGGGCGAAAGUCAAUCCAAACGAUUUGGAACCAUGGAGGACUUGUGUGAAGAGGCCGUAGGGGAAACCUUGGAUGAAGAGUAUAACAGGGAGAACGCUCAGACAGAGUGUAUGUUCUCUGGCCAAGCUGGGGAGUAUGUCACACCAGGGAUCGGUGAGCAUGCAGAUCCGAUCUUGAGAGAUGCCGAAGACCAAUCGGACGAUGAAACAGAGGAACUCACAGAACGUGGCGAGUCUACAUCACGUUCUUCGGAGCACUUUGAUGAAGAAAGCAUUGACAAAAUCGUUGAGAAGGAACUGGAGGUCCUAUCCAUAUCCACUUACAGUGCCAGAUUUCAACAGCAUACUGCUGACAUGUUAAAAAGUGAGGGUUUAGAGCAAAUCGAUCCAGACACUGCACCUUCGACUCACUCCAUGCAUCUAAAUGAGUCAUAUGAAUACGAUUCUGUCCAAGAAAGUUCUGCUGAUGGGACACAAGUUCCGGAUCAAGGCAAUGUGUUUAAUGAGCAAUGGAAAAUGGAUGGAGAUGAACAAAACCUAUCUAUUCAAACCUCUGUGGACCUCAUUGAAGAGGAUUCAAUCACCAGCAAACUCAAUAGCUUGCCUGAAAGACAGGACAACCUAAACAACUCAAAUAGUUCAGAUGGUGAUGAAGAGUCAUCCAACGCUAGCCAAUGCUCUCAGCCGGAUGUAAGGGUCAAAUAUCCACAUCCAGAAAACUUGGUAGAUGUGGCAGUACCUCUCCAACACCUGGAGCCUCCUACAGAGGAACUUUUCAGUGGUCUGCAAGACCAUCUAAUGGAAGGUUCUGACUGGACCACAGAUCAAGGACAUCCUCAAACAGAAGCAUGGGAAUUCCUCGAGAGUCCAAACAAACAUCCACAAUAUAGGGAUCGAUUUGCAGAACAAUCUCAAAGCCAUACACGAGAUACAAAAAACAUUAUUCCAGAGUGUGAGGCAGGAGGAGAGGUGAAGGACAUUUGUGUUGUUCAGUCUGAAUCACCUGAUAAAAUGACAGAUGAAUGUGACAUCUUCCAAGUUCAGAUAUCGGAGGAACAGCCUACAACUAAGCAUGAAGGUACUCGCAGCAUUUUUUGUUCGAGUGUGCAAAAUGAGCUCUGGAGUUCCUCCCAGGAUACAGGGGCCACCCAUCAACCGGAUAUCUUAAAUGACAGAGAAGCGGAGCAAUCUAAUCAGAACCUAACCUUUGGUGACAGCGAAGCCUGGGAAACUCUGGAAAACCUCAAGGUAGCAAAUGGUAACACGGACAUGGAACCCAAUGAACCAAAAGCUCCUGUUUUUUAUAAAGAAGACGAACAAAGGCUUCCCCUGGCAAAGCAGCAGCUGUGUAGAGAUGUGGUUGAAGGGGAGGACUCUGAGGAGGAGGGGGGGGACUCUUGGUCAUCUGGAGAAGAAUAAGAAUUGAAACAAUUGGGAACUUUGGUAAUGCAAAGAAGGAACACUUAGUUAUUUGUGUAGUUAGAAGAAUGAUUUAGAACUGAAAAUAAAAUAAACAAUGUUACAUGUUAGUAUUGGACCGUCAAUUUCCGAUGGGGAUCAAAUGUGCCAUGUCAUUCAGCUGUUUUCAAAAACCAAAACAAUGCCUUGGUGCACACCCAGAGUGCCUAUUACUCAAUUAAAAAAAAAACUGUGAGAUUUUAAUGUAGGUAAUGUUUCAAUGUAGCCUGCUCUCAGUUUUCACCACUUUGUGUACCCUUUCCCUUUCCCACUGUAUUGCAUUGAUCAAAGAUGAAAUUCAGAAUAAUUCAAUGCAUGCUUGGGGUAAGAUUUCUUUGGUCGAUCCCAAAUGAAGGAACGUAUAAGGCCGCUAAAAAGUAAAAUGAUCUAAAUAAUCUGUUGUCCAAUUUUUGCAUGAUUAUACAAAUGGUGCAAAUCAGUCAAAGCUCAAGAACAGAACAUCUGCCAGGACUUUAAUUGAUGUAGCAACAUUUUUGAAUCAAUUUCAGCAGGACUACAUACUACAUACUCUUUUGUUGAGUGUUUCAAUGUAGGGCUGUUAUUUAUGAUAAAAUGUUUUUGCAUUAAU
Molecule: messenger RNA, 4599 nt
Organism: Hypomesus transpacificus
Lineage: Eukaryota; Metazoa; Chordata; Actinopteri; Osmeriformes; Osmeridae
Gene: nes
Product: nestin
Exons: 4
Coding region: 126-3971 (1281 amino acids)
Biological process (GO): positive regulation of intermediate filament depolymerization
Cellular component (GO): intermediate filament
Molecular function (GO): intermediate filament binding; CCR5 chemokine receptor binding
Source: RefSeq, a predicted model, not a curated record